Molecule: messenger RNA, 564 nt
Organism: Rhizopus microsporus ATCC 52813
Lineage: Eukaryota; Fungi; Mucoromycota; Mucoromycetes; Mucorales; Rhizopodaceae
Exons: 1
Coding region: 1-564 (187 amino acids)
Source: RefSeq, a predicted model, not a curated record
AUGAGGCUCUCAAAGCCUAAAGAUGCCAUCGAGAAAACUUCUGUAAUCAAGACAUCUUUGGCUAACGCCUGUAGAUAUCCCAAGUUUGUUACCUUGAUUCAAGAAGUAUUUGACCACAUUACUCAACUUGUAUAUGCUGGAUCCAUUUUUGCUAAUUACUAUUUCUUGGAACUUCUCGAAAAUGGUGAAGAGUUGCCUGUGGUCACUGAAAAUUUGUUCUAUAAUAUAUUUUCCAUCUUUGGCGGCCAAGGAAAACAUGCUUCUGAUAGUAUCAUGAAGAGCUUCAAGGCCUUUUGUGAAUCUACUUCCCUUACUCAAUAUGACUUGGGUAAUCAUGCAAGUAAAGGUUAUAUGACCAUUGUAUCUUCUAUGUCUAAGCAAUAUGAAACACUGGUCUGCAACUAUGUAUGCUGUACUUACGAAGGCAGAACUCUCAGACAUAUUCUUAAUGUCCUGUCUGAAAAGGCCUCUCCUUACUUUCGUGGUGAUAGCUUAACAGUUAAACAGCGCAAGUCUUUAACAAAGCAUAUCUUUCAACAAAAGAUAAACUCCAAGUUUGCCUGA